AUGCAUUUACCCUUCCUGUUACUGGUACUAGGAUCUUCUGUAGCUUUGAGAUCUAAAGUUGACCAACAUCAUAAAGUAUCCCAUGUAGAUUCCAAUAAAUAUUCGAUCGCCGCCGAGAAGAAAUUUCUUCUCUAUGAUGUGAACUUCGGAGAAGGAUUCAAUUUGAGAAGAGAUGUCUACAUGCGGGUUGCAAAUACAGUAAGAUUGCUUCGGGAAUCUGGAGAAAAUUGGAUUCUGGUACUGCCUCCGUGGGGACGUCUUCAUCAUUGGCAACGAAUGCAAGUCGCACUUUCAUGGAGACUUUUCUUUGAUUUAGAAAGUUUGAAUCGGUUUAUUCCAGUGAUGGAAUUUGAAGAUUUUCUAGAUGAAAAUCGACCAAUCGAUCAAGUGAUCUACUUGCAACAUUAUGAAGAAGGAUGGGGUACAGAGUAUGUAAGGAAAUUUGAUGAACGAAGAUGUCUUCCACCAGCAGACUCCCAUUACAGAAAAGAAAACGAUUCCAAAUGGAGAGGAUGGUUCUAUUCUUACGAAGAUGUGCAGGCUAGCAAUUUUAAGUGCGUUUCAAUUCAAGGAGAUUCUGGAACUUUGAAAGAUCUUUUGACGCAUUCCAACUUCUCCAGUAUGACUUCUGUAAUGGUGGACAGAGCAGAGACAAUUCUUCACGAAAAUUUUGGAGAUGUGAAUUAUUGGAAAGCGAGAAGAAGUAUGCGGUAUAGCAAAGAUUUGGUGGAGGCUGCCAACGUCUUCAGGGAUAAAUAUUUGGAUUCUGAUGACGAGAACGAUGACACAGAGAUGGUUGCAGAUUGGAGAAAAGAGAGAGCAAAAAGAACUGCAAAGGGAGGACCAUAUUUGGGAAUUCAUUGGAGAAGGAGAGACUUUUUAUAUGCUAGACACGAUCAGUUACCAUCGAUAAAGGGUACUGCUGAGAUUUUGGAGAAAUUAUGUGAGAAGUUGAAAUUGAAUAGGAUCUACUUGGCAACGGAUGCUCCGGAAGAGGAGGUCAAUGAGCUGAAAUCGUAUUUUGGAAAGGAAUUGCAAGUUUUUCGUUUUACGGAUACACAGAAGUAUAAUGAUGGACAAAUUGCAAUCAUUGAUCAGGUAUUAUCUCUGCGCCCAUGCUGCACACUUCAUCGAAGCUACGAAUCCACGUUCACUUUCAGAAUCCAAGAGGACCGUGAGAUCCUUGGAUUCCCGAUUUCAUCAACUUUCAAUCGCUUGUGUCCGGACAAUAUUCCGGAUUGUGAACAACCACCGAAAUGGAAAAUCGUGUACAAAUAA
Messenger RNA from Caenorhabditis briggsae, 1278 nucleotides. RefSeq names its product Protein CBR-PAD-2 (gene Cbr-pad-2). The transcript is spliced from 4 exons. Bases 1 to 1278 code for a protein of 425 amino acids. The record is from RefSeq and is a predicted model, not a curated record. Gene Ontology annotation, molecular function: peptide-O-fucosyltransferase activity. Lineage: Eukaryota; Metazoa; Nematoda; Chromadorea; Rhabditida; Rhabditidae. Gene Ontology annotation, biological process: protein O-linked glycosylation via fucose.